Molecule: messenger RNA, 1005 nt
Organism: Dioszegia hungarica
Lineage: Eukaryota; Fungi; Basidiomycota; Tremellomycetes; Tremellales; Bulleribasidiaceae
Product: NADP-dependent oxidoreductase domain-containing protein
Exons: 6
Coding region: 1-1005 (334 amino acids)
Cellular component (GO): cytoplasm
Source: RefSeq, a predicted model, not a curated record
AUGUCUGCCCCUCAAAUCAAAUUUGCCGGCCAAUCGGUCGGUCGGAUCGGCUAUGGGCUGAUGCAGCUCACAUGGACGCCCGAGCCACCCGCGCAGGAGGACUCCUUCGCCGCCAUGAAGGCCGCUGCUGAUGCUGGCGCGACCGCGUGGUCCACUGCUGCGUUCUACGGCCCGCCCAACAACCCCAUGGCCAACUUGCACCUCAUCGCCGCUUUCUUCAAGAAGUACCCCGACUACAAGCAAAAGGUCGUCAUCGCGCUCAAGGGGUGCAUGCAGCCCAAUCUCUCGCCCAUCGCCGUCGGAGAGCUCAAGGAGAAGGCUCGAGCAGAGAUCAAGGCAUGUCAGGACAUCCUCGGCGACAAGACGAUCGACAUCUACCUUCCGGCUCGGAUCGACGCGGAGGCGCCCAUCGAGGAGACAAUGAAGGUGCUCAAGGAGUUGAAGGAGGAGGGGCUAUUCACCGAGGUCGGGCUGAGUGAGGUCAAGGGUCCAACACUCGAGCGGGCGUACAAGGUCUGCCGCGUCGCCGUGCUCGAGAUCGAAGUCUCCCUCUGGUCCUACGACUCUGACAUCAAAGCCGCCCUCUCCUCUGCGCAGUCACUCGGUGUCCCCGUCUUCGCCUACUCCCCUCUCGGACGCGGCUUCAUCACUCGCAAAUGGAGCAAGCCGGAGGACAUCCCCGAAGGGUCGUACCAGCGCAUGAGCCCCCGUUUCCAGGGCGACAACUUUUACCAGAACCUCAAGCUUGUGGAUCUGCUGGAUGAGGCCGCGCAGAAGAAGGGAGUGGAGACGAGCCAGCUGGCUUUGGGAUGGGUUGUCGGUCUUAACGAUGUGACCAUCCCCAUUCCGGGCUCGUCCAAGCCCGAUCGCGUCCGCCACAACACUGAGUCGGCUCAGCUCAAGCUCAGCGAUGAGGAGCUCAAGAAGAUCAACGAUAUACUCGCAUCCUUCGAGCCCGCGGGCGGUCGAUACCCUGAGCAGGCUGCCGCUCAUCUUAUGCAGUAA